GCAGGUGACUGUAGCAGCAGUCUCUCACACCAGCUUCUCCCCCCUGCGCUCUCACACAGUCGCACUAAGCCGAGCAGGUCUGAGAUCUGUGCGCUGAUUGGAGCAGCUGCCGGACAAACCCUUUCCUACCUUAAUCGGCUUUCUUCUCCUGGUCGCGACCCACUUGCAGAUUAAUCACCUUGGGAUCAUUCAGUUUCUCACAGGGAAGACAAGAAAGCUCCAAACUCAUCUUCUCUUUGGCUUCAUUCUUAUGGGUGGCUAACACUAAGCAAGCACUUCUAAGGCUCAGAAAAUAUUUAGGAUUUAACUCCAUGUGGCUUAGAUCUAUAAUGAGGAGUUUGCUGUAUUCAGGUACCUGCUUCCCAGGAGUUUCUCAACCUGCUGCUUUGAGGAUGACAGGUGGAUGCAAUGGGUCCCUGAGGCUUGAAGUUCUCUCCUGAGGUGGCUUUGCUGGACCUGUUUGUUCUUCAUUCUGCUCUGUUAUUUAUUUAGUCUAAACACAGUCUCUAAGAUAAUGGAGAGCAUACCAUAUUCACAUCAAACUAGAAAACAUUAAUGGUGACCAAGUCUCUGAGGACAAACUUUCUUGGACUCAAUGGUAUAGAUGAAGUCUCCUCUGGAAGAGCAGCUUGCUUCCAGAGACAACACAAGGAGAAGGUCUCUGGAUAAGGCAGAACAUAGCAGGUAUCAUUCAGUGUUUGGUGAUACAGAAGGACACUGGGGUGGCGGAGCCAUGGUCCAUAACAUCUCCAACCACACGUCCCACUCAGCAGUGGAUCCUCAUUAUAACUUUCUGGCUUUGGUUUUUGGCUUCAUACUGAUUGUGUGCAUCAUCUGCGGAAAUGUGCUUGUUUGUCUAAGUGUCUGCACAGAGAAAGCACUGAAAACCACCACCAAUUACUUCAUAGUAAGUCUGGCUGUGGCUGACCUGCUCCUGGCUGUGCUAGUGCUCCCCCUCUAUGUGUAUACUGAGUUUGUAGGGGGAGUUUGGACCCUCAGCCUUGUUCUCUGUGAUGUUCUCAUGACCAUGGAUGUCAUGCUGUGUACAGCUUCCAUCUUCAACCUUUGUGCAAUCAGUGUAGACAGGUUCAUUGCGGUGUCCAUCCCAUUGAACUAUAACAGGCGGCAAGUGGACAAUCGCCAGCUUUUCCUCAUCUCCACCACAUGGAUUUUUGCCUUUGCUGUAGCCUCGCCGGUCAUAUUUGGUCUGAACAAUGUAGCAGACAGGGAUCCUACCAUGUGCAAACUGGAAGACAAUAACUAUAUAGUCUACUCGUCUGUAUGCUCCUUUUUUAUACCAUGCCCGAUAAUGCUGGUUCUUUAUUGUGCAAUGUUUCAUGGACUCCGCAAGUGGGAGGAGACCAGAAAGACCAAGUUACGGAGUCACAUGUCCCCUGGACUAAAACCACCACAGUGCCCGGCACUGUUACUUGAUAGGAGUCCCACUGACAGCAAAUUGGAUGAACUGAAUCUCUAUGACCAGGGAGACUGCCCCUUUCCAAAAUCUUAUGUGGACAAUGGCCAUGGAAUACAGACUGUAGCCUACCCCCAUCUCAAAUACUCCACUAACAUGGAACCAGAAAGGAAGCAGGCCAAGAUCAAUGGAAGAGAGCGAAAAGCCAUGAGGGUUCUCCCAGUUGUAGUAGGGGCAUUUCUUUUCUGCUGGACCCCCUUCUUUGUGGUGCACAUCACACGGGCUCUCUGUGAGUCUUGCUACAUACCGGAACAACUUAUCAGCAUCGUCACAUGGUUGGGAUACGUCAACAGUGCCCUGAACCCCGUUAUCUAUACAAUAUUCAACACAGAGUUCAGGAACUACUUUCGCAAAGUGCUUAGGGUAUGCUGCUGACCUAUAGAUGGUGAGUCCAAUACUAAUGCAAGUGUCCUAUGCUUCCACAUCCAACAUAUCAAAACAAUUGUCCUAUUUUGAACUUCACAAAGCUUUCCUUAUCCAUUUGCUCCUUGUGACAGGGAAGCAUGCUUCUACUAGAGUGCUCUCCUUUUAACAGGAAAGUUGGACAUAUCGGGACCCAGAGGAAUCACUUGCCAGAGUACUCCUGAUCGUUGUAAGGGGGAACCAUAUACUGACGUCUUCAGUGAACACAGUAUAUCUACAUGAAUUACAGGCUUGAAGUAUCAACUGACUGUCCUGGAUGUAUUUGGGAAAUCUAUGUCAUUAAACUCUAUAUGCCAAUAUCUAGUAAACCAGUUUUCUCUGAGGACCCUUCCAGUCUCUGAUCCCAGUGUAAUAACCAUACUUUACUUAGCCACUGCUCUCAGCCCAACUCUGCUGUGCAGAACCUGGGAAUGCAUGUAUAUCAACAGCUUGGAACCCACCAAAUAUACCGUAUUGUAAGCACAUCGAUGAGAUGGACAUUAUAUGGAAUGAGAUCCUCAGACCUGUGCAUUGCAAGGCUUGAACUCUAUGCAGAACAAAAGCAGAAUGAUUCUGUAUAGUUAAAUAAACUGAGUAUUUGAUAUAAAAA
Molecule: messenger RNA, 2486 nt
Organism: Xenopus tropicalis (tropical clawed frog)
Lineage: Eukaryota; Metazoa; Chordata; Amphibia; Anura; Pipidae
Gene: drd4
Product: dopamine receptor D4
Exons: 4
Coding region: 605-1849 (414 amino acids)
Biological process (GO): synaptic transmission, dopaminergic; G protein-coupled receptor signaling pathway; signal transduction
Cellular component (GO): plasma membrane; synapse; membrane
Molecular function (GO): G protein-coupled receptor activity; dopamine neurotransmitter receptor activity
Source: RefSeq, a predicted model, not a curated record